Molecule: messenger RNA, 1761 nt
Organism: Trichoderma asperellum CBS 433.97
Lineage: Eukaryota; Fungi; Ascomycota; Sordariomycetes; Hypocreales; Hypocreaceae
Biological process (GO): protein dephosphorylation
Cellular component (GO): mitochondrion
Molecular function (GO): [pyruvate dehydrogenase (acetyl-transferring)]-phosphatase activity
Source: RefSeq, a predicted model, not a curated record
AAAAAGCCAUGUUGCGUCUCGGUACGGCUCGCCUGGGUGCCAGGCUUACGCCCGGCAAACACAGCUUCACGGCUCCCCAGAAGCUUUCUCGACGUUGGCUGUCUGAUUCCCAGGCGCCGAGAUCCGCACCAUCACGGCCAGGCCUCUUAGUUGGAGGGGCAUGUGUGGUUGUCGCUGCCGGGGGCGGAUACUUGUGGUUAAAUAGCGGCACUGAGACCAAGACGUCGACUGUCCCUCUUCUUAAACCCGCUUCCUCAGAAGACGACAUUUCCGUCAUCUCGCCCGUGCCCGUCCUAGACUUGAAAGCAGCAAACCAAAAGUUGCGGGAGCAGGCUCAAUCGUUUGUAUUUGAUGGCAGAGACGGACAAAAGGGCCGCGUCGAUAUCGUCCGCGUCGCCAGCAAUGACCCUGUUGAGGAUGAGUGGUCUGUUGCUGUUGGCAAAGGUAUCCAAGGCGGAACGGCGCUGUACGCGGGUGUUUACGAUGGACACUCUGGCUGGGCUACCUCAAAGGUGCUAAAGCAGGCGCUCAUCCCGUAUGUUUCAAUGGCACUCUCCAAGGUCUCGGCACCGGGGUCAGGAGAUGUUGUCGACGCUGCUAUCAAAAGAGCCUUCACCAGCCUUGACGACAGAAUCUUGAAUACUGGGCGCGAAGCCGCCGAAGCAGGCUAUGAGCCCGGAUCCAGCCAAGUGUUGUCGGCUCUCGCACCGGCCCUCGCUGGCUCUUGCGCCCUGCUCUGCAUCUAUGAUCCCAAGUCCUCUGUGCUGCGGACCGCCGUGACGGGCGACUCACGCGCAGUUCUCGGGUCGUGGUCUUCUGAUUCGGGUAGCUUUGUGGCUUCCGCUCUGAGCAAGGACCAGACAGGAUUCAAUGAAGAUGAAGUCAAAAGAUUGAACGCCGAGCACCCUGGAGAAGACGAUAUGCUUAGUCCCAAAACGGGCCGGCUCUUGGGGAUUGCUGUUACUCGGGGCUUCGGUGACCAUAGGUGGAAAUGGCCCAAUGAGUUUCUGAACUUUCUCAAAUCGAAUUAUCACGGCACUGAGCCUCGCCCCAAGUCUAAAACACCACCUUAUAUGGUUGCUACCCCGGAGGUUACCACCCGCUCCGUUCAAUCUUCAGACUUUGUCAUUCUCGCAUCGGAUGGGCUCUGGGACGUCAUGUCUAACGAAGAUGCCGUGACGUGCGUCUCCCGCUGGCUCUCCGCGCGACGUCUGGGGAAACCAGAGGUUGUUGAAGAUGCCAAGACGACGGGCUACACCAUAGAUGAUGAGGGAUGGCCAUCUUACAAGGCGACACCCGAGCAUUUUGCUAUAGAGGAUCUCGACAAUGCGGCGGUGUGUUUAGUAAAGAAUGCGCUUGGGGGGAGGAGAAGGGCUAUGCUUUGUGGCUCGCUGACGGCACCUACACCUACCAGUCGAUACGUGAGAGACGAUAUUACCGUGCAGGUUAUUUUCUUCAAAGAUCCUUGAAUCAAGGAAAAAUCCUAGCGUCACAUAAAUUUAUGAAGAAUGCUAGGAUGGUUUUGUUUUGCAGUUAGUUUUGCAGUUAGUUUUGUAGUUAAUUUUUGUAGAUAGUUUUUGUAGGUAAUUUUUGCAGCCUGUCGAGCUGCUGUGUUUGCUAAGCCUGGUUCUGGCAAAUUACAUAGUUGGGGUGAAGCAAGUUAUUGGGGCCAUAGGAUCCAGUAACCACCUUUGAUACUGUAAGGAACAUCUCGCUACGCAUUCACAUUCCAGUAGUUCUAUUUACUAUGUUUCGUACGCC